Temnothorax curvispinosus is the source of this 1256-nucleotide messenger RNA. It is a transcript of the gene NitFhit, whose product is annotated as deaminated glutathione amidase. The transcript has 8 exons. The record is from RefSeq and is a predicted model, not a curated record. Gene Ontology annotation, molecular function: hydrolase activity, acting on carbon-nitrogen (but not peptide) bonds, in linear amides; bis(5'-adenosyl)-triphosphatase activity. Lineage: Eukaryota; Metazoa; Arthropoda; Insecta; Hymenoptera; Formicidae. Gene Ontology annotation, biological process: nucleobase-containing compound metabolic process. The coding region runs from base 214 to 1149 and encodes 311 amino acids.
AUCAAGUCACAAAACUGUCAAAGUGUCUAUCUUCCCAAAUAUCCGUUCGAGAGAAGUACAUACAUACACUGACAUACAGGAUCUAUAAAAUGUGUCAAAGACAAUAUGACAGCAUCACUGAGCGACGUCACCCCACUGAUACUCCAAUAAAUAUACGUUGAUAAAGUAUAUAGCUAAUUCAGCACAGUGAACGGUGUCAACAAUGCGAUAAGAAUGAGACGUGCGUGGUCCAUUAUCGCCCAGUCAUUCCCUGUGAAAUGUUACAGCGUGCAACCGGCGAAACGUUACACCGGUACAAUGGCACAUCCACUGAUUGCGGUAUGUCAAAUGAGAUCGAUAGCUGAUAAGGUGAAAAAUCUGGAGGUUGUGGCCGAGCUAGCGGCCGAGGCCAAACGCAAAUCGGCCACGAUAGCAUUCUUUCCCGAAGCUUGCGACUUUUUGGCUGAUAAUAAGAAGGACAUUGUCGCUAUGGCUGAACCUUUGACUGGACAGACAGUUGCGUCUUAUAAAGAGAUCGCUGAGAAAAAUGACAUCUGGUUAUCGUUAGGCGGAGUCCACGAAGCUUCAGGUGAUGUGGAAAAGAUUUACAAUACACAUAUAUUGAUAAAUAACGAAGGGCAAUUGGUAGCCACGUACAGAAAGAUACACUUAUUCGACAUGGAUAACAAGGAUACCGGAGUACGCCUGAUGGAAUCGGACUAUGUGCUCAAAGGGACUGAAAUUGUGCCACCCGUGCCCACACCGAUUGGCAAGCUCGCGCUUAGCAUCUGUUACGACAUGCGAUUUCCCGAAUUGUCGCUAACUCUGCGGAACAUGGGAGCGCAGAUUCUCACGUAUCCGUCGGCGUUUACAUAUCAGACGGGCGCUGCGCACUGGGAGGUGAUGCUGCGUGCGCGAGCUAUAGAAAAUCAGUGUUAUGUCAUAGCCGCGGCGCAAACCGGCGCGCACAACAAGAAGAGAGUGAGCUGGGGUCAUGCCAUGAUUGUAGAUCCUUGGGGCGCCGUCAUAGCGCAAUGUGCAGAGAAAACUGGUAUAGCUAUAGCAGAAAUUGAUCUCGCCCUACUGGAAAAAGUCAGGAAAAAUAUGCCGUGCGGGGAACAUCGUCGCACUGACUUGUACUCCACAAUGGAGUGUCAAAAGUCCAUUUAACACAAAGGAUUUAAUAAAUCUCCAAUGCUUCCCAUUCAGACUUGAAGGCUGCUUUCGGAUCAGGGGGCAUCGACAUCGCGGCUCCCGAUACUUGAUCUUGCACCAGU